ACACAAGCCCACUCCACUGAACCAGGUUCCGUUUCACGUGUCCCCUUAGGCAAUUUCUUCGCACUCCAAGGUCCCAGGUAGUUUUUUAUUGUUGUUCGUAGUGGUCGCCUAGUGACCACACUCAUCUAGUGGAACUGGCUACUUACUGACUGUGUCGACGAGCCUACGAGUUGACACCAAACAGAGGGAGUACUUUUACAGAUAGAGACUCCAGCAAAACACAAGCGGAACUGAGCCCACAGAGUUCUACCUCCACGAUACAGAGGCACACAGGCAGUCAUAUGUGCCCCUGGAUAGGACCAAAAUUUCCUGCAGCUACUUCGUUAAUUACCUUGGUGCCUCCCUCUUCCUGUCACUGUCAUUUAUGCAGCACUGCGCGGACCUGUGAAAGUCGUUUGGUUCUAUUCUAAAUCAACUGCACUACAUUCCCGCAAAAAACUGUGGAGCAAAUGUAGACAAACAAAACAACACUGCAAUUUGUCUUGGUUAUUGAGCUGUCGCAUAUUGUGCUAAAGCGUGGGAGAAUGGCACUCAUACAGUUAAGACGUAAGGAGCCAUGUUGACUAUUAAUGACAUUGCUACAACAGCUCCCACUUAGGGGUUGCAUGUUCUGUCCAAUUUUGUCCCUGCUAAUCUCACAAUCAAGGAUGCCAAGGUACUAAUUCCUAAGACAGGGUGCAAUAAGUAUUCAGUCCAACUGAGUAAGGUAGCGCAGUAUGGUCUUUCUUGUCACGAAAGACCAAGAUUCAACCUCAUCCAAAUGGCAGAAGAGAGACAUGGCAACGUCUUGAAAACGUGGUAUUAUAGUGGAAGUGCUGCUCGUGAUUAUGGCACCAAGGAGCAGACGGUGAGCCAUGUUGUGGGGGAGCGCCCACUCCAUGCCUUUGAAGGCGGUCUGCCGUGCUUGUCCAAUCAUAGUUCUGGCUGCAUGUUUGUAUGUGAAUUCUUGUAUUUCAUCAGAAAUGAUCAGUUCGCCAGAAUAUGUUAGCAGACUCGCAUACCAGCCGUGAUGUACGCAACAAUUCCUGUCUGACACCUCGAUUCAUCUCUAAUGGGCUGGCGACCUCUAUCAAUGGGAAACGUAAAAGCUGGAGAAGGGCAAGUUCAGUUUAGUUUUCACUAUUCUAGUCUACAAAAUACAGUCAAGUUUCAGAGUAUCAUCUGUCACAUAAGCUGACUCCAUUUUAUUUUGAAAGGUUGAAUAACAUGGAAUGGAACAUGACAACGCUGCAAACGGAUGAUCUGAGGCAUCAUAUCCUGUCCCAGUCAGCGCAUGCUGUUCAGCGCAUCGCAAGAGCCACGGUCAGCAGGGCGAAUUGUGAGUCGUGGCUUCAUGUUUAUUUUGAGUGGAUGGAUAAACCUGAUCUGCAGGCCCAGGCGGCUGUUUUCCGGGGACGACUCUCCAGCUACUUUCGGGACGUGGCGCAGCUGCUCUCACUCGGUGCGACGCACACCUCGCAGCUGUUGGUUCCCCUCGCAUUCGAACGAAUGGGUAGCCACGCAAGUGAUCAGCAACUCCACGGUUGGAUUAAGGACAUGGAACGUGUGAAAGACAUGCUGCGCACGAAAUUAACCGGAUGGUUACAGGACUUGCAAUUCGCCAGCAAACAGGUGGAGCACUACGAGGUGGAAGAAGACGAGGACAGGCCAGGGCACUUGAUACUCAGACGAGGAGUGGCAGCUGGAGGACAGAAGCCACGAUACGCUCUCCGUGGACACUGACUGCGUGCAGCUGUUGGUGAACGCCCUGGACCACCCCACGUGUCCGCUGGAAGACCUGCCACUGGAAGCCGUGAAGCAGCGCGAGCGGUGCCGCGAGCAGCUGUGGGACGACGUGGUGCAGAGGUCGCCCCACGUACCCGUCACCAGCUACCUGGCCUACACGCAGAGGGCGAACGUCAACCUCUGUCUGCUGGCCUGGAUGGCGGUCAACUCGUACGGCAUUUGUCAGGACGUCCCGUUUAGUAUGCUACAGUGCGUGCA
Molecule: messenger RNA, 1983 nt
Organism: Schistocerca nitens (vagrant locust)
Lineage: Eukaryota; Metazoa; Arthropoda; Insecta; Orthoptera; Acrididae
Exons: 5
Coding region: 1207-1722 (171 amino acids)
Source: RefSeq, a predicted model, not a curated record